AUGUCUCGUCCAGUAUACCUCAUAAUCUAUCACUCGCCCAUCUUCGCAGCACACUGGGCUCUUUGGAUACCGUACUACGAGCAAGAGGUUGCUGGGAACUCAGGAAAGAUCAUUAAUGUUCAAGGAAGCCCCAGCGAAGGAUUCCUCCACGAGUUUGAGAGGAACUACGAUAUAGCAGCAGAGACCCGCAGACACUCAAUUAGAUUGCUGAGCUGGCUUGACUCCAAGUACAUUAUCGAUACAACUGGAGACUACUCUGUUGACAGCACCGCCAUCGAUUUUCUGGAAUGCUCAGCUUUGACCAUCCAAGCCCCUGGCCCAAGUCUUCGGUCUGCUGGGGAACAUACUUGGCUUCGGCAGUUUGUUUCAAUCCUGGUUGAGAAUGGAACCUUUUCCGAAGAUGCACUCGUCGAACUUGACAAUGCCCCUAAGAAUUGA
Molecule: messenger RNA, 438 nt
Organism: Lachnellula hyalina
Lineage: Eukaryota; Fungi; Ascomycota; Leotiomycetes; Helotiales; Lachnaceae
Exons: 2
Coding region: 1-438 (145 amino acids)
Source: RefSeq, a predicted model, not a curated record